AAUCGAGUGAUUAUUUACCCGCGAUCGCUGGUUUGUCAAUGGGCCAACGCAGCUUAUUAGCAAUUCCGUUAGUUUUACAUAAUCACCUCGAGAUACAACAUUAACAGCUAUGAUUCAUUUGGAUACAGCCAUGGGUAGAACCACAAUGCAGGCCAGGGGAAGAUUCAAAAUUUCCCUGCUGUUUGUGGUCUUGAUCACGUUCGUUUUGGCGACAUGUACAAUUUCAUAUUACUUGACAAGUUAUUACCAUGUAAAAUCCUCGCUAAUCGCAGGAGUCACAAAUGUGCAGAAGAGCCACUACAUAAAUAUUCAAACCUGGGAAGAUUUUUCACCUGUGAAAUCAACACGAAAAGUGAAAAGAAUUAUUUACAAUAGAGUAGGAAAAUGUGGAAGCCGCACCAUGAUACAGCUCAUGAUCAGUCUCACAGGAAAACUCAAUUAUACAGUGAUUGGAUCAACCAAGAAUAGUAUUCUACAUCUAAACCUGCGAGAACAGCUUGAAUUUGUGGACUAUAUAGAUCAUCUUCAGUCACCAGUCAUUUAUCAUCACCACAUACAUUUCGUCGACUUUAAGAGGUUCGGCGCAGUUCAACCUAUUUACAUUAACCUCAUACGGGAUCCACUGGCUCGUCUUGUCUCUUCAUACUACUUCCACAGAUUCGGGGAUCAUCGAGGGGCCCAAAGAACAUGGGGCUUCAAAGGCACAGAGGAAGAGAAAAAUAUGACAUUUGACGAAUGCGUCAAAAAUGAAAUGAAAGAAUGCGUCGAUCCUCAAAGGAUUUUGUACAUCAUUCCUUACUUUUGCGGCCAUGAAGCCUUCUGCAGGAGACCUACCGAACUAGCUCUUACACAGGCCAAGAUAAACGUCAUUAGAAAUUAUCUGGUUGUGGGUGUUACUGAGGAGUUGGAAGAUUUUCUGUUUGUUCUUGAGAAACUUUUACCAGAAUUUUUCUCGGGUGUGUUAAACAUCUACAGGACUCCAGACGAUAACCUCAAUUCCAAGAUGACAUCAACUAAAACCGUGAAUAAGAUAGGACCUUCUCCAGAAGUACAACAAAUAAUGAAGAAACAUCUGCAAUUAGAAUACGACUUUUAUGAAUUUGUAAAGGAGAGAUUUCAUAGACUGAAAGCCGAACUCAGAUAACAAAACGACCUAGUUGUUGGAGGCAUGGUGCAUUUGUAUAUCAUCUAUGUAUUUCGGUGCUUGGUAAUUAUCAUCCAUCAGAGAGACGCAAAUCUUAUGACCCCUCAGACGACUGAUAUGGGAAAGAUGGUGCAGAAAGCUUCGAUUAAGAUUGUCCGAAAAAUGAACUAUGAGUUCGCCAAGAAGUUGAUCUUCAUGGACAUGGGAUAACCUGAAUUUUAAUUUGUAUAAAAAUGUAUCAGAAGUCCAGGUUUUAUCUAAAGUUAUCAUCCAAUAAUUAUUCAUGACUGCAAUUUAGGAUUGUAAUUUCAUGGUUUGAAACUUUGGGUUACCUUCAUAAAUGUCAUGGUUAUUAUAAGUAUAUACAUAAACAGUGGAUAGCAAGGUUUUGUGCUAACUUAUCUCACGGUUUCAGUAUACAUUAAAAUAAUUAUUCAACUCAGUGUCGCUCGCCAGCGGUGGAUAUUUACCACUUUAACCCACCUGUACUUCGGUGAAUUGUUGUUUAUCAUUGAUAUUGUCGUUAAUAUUGUUCUUAAUUUUGCCAUUAAACAAUUGUUAUGGUUAUUAUUAUUAUUAAUGAAUUAUUAUUAAUGAUACCAUUACUACUGUUAUCAUUAUUGUUCUUAAGGUGAUUAAUUUGGCAGCCAGAGGGGUUUGUGUUCUGCUGAAGUUGAGAGUAGAAAUAGGUCGCCUGGAGAAAAAAUUGCUGUAGGCUUAGCUGUAAUUGUAAAGGUAGUAAAUAAGUAAGUAAGUAAUUUAUUUAAACACGUAAACACCUAAGAGUUAACAGAAACUCGUUCGAACGUGCACGUGUGGAAAAAAAAAUUACAAAAACCUAAGUGAGAAACUUUAACUAUCUAAGAUGUAAUACCUAUUACAUUAAAAAUACAUCAUUAUAUAA
Molecule: messenger RNA, 2048 nt
Organism: Pocillopora verrucosa
Lineage: Eukaryota; Metazoa; Cnidaria; Anthozoa; Scleractinia; Pocilloporidae
Product: uronyl 2-sulfotransferase
Cellular component (GO): membrane
Molecular function (GO): sulfotransferase activity
Source: RefSeq, a predicted model, not a curated record